Molecule: messenger RNA, 1110 nt
Organism: Colletotrichum truncatum
Lineage: Eukaryota; Fungi; Ascomycota; Sordariomycetes; Glomerellales; Glomerellaceae
Product: alcohol dehydrogenase
Cellular component (GO): cytoplasm
Molecular function (GO): alcohol dehydrogenase (NAD+) activity
Source: RefSeq, a predicted model, not a curated record
AUGUCUUCCAUCGACACAAUGAUUCCAAACAGUAUGCAAGCAGCCCUGGUUAAGGAGUUUAACAGACCGUGGUCGGUUGAAAGAGUUACGGCGCCAACUACCGCGUCCCUGGACGGCCACGACAUCCUCAUCAAGGUCGCCGUCGCAUCGUUUUGUCACACUGAUAUAAUGGUGCUCAAUGGUGUUUUCCACGAGGCUCCCAGUGGCCUAGCUGGGUCUCAUGAACCAUCUGGGACCAUCGUUGCCCUUGGUUCUGAAGCAGCCAAAAGUUUCGCCGUUGGUGAUCGAAUCAUCGCCAUCGGAAUACGCGGCCCGUGCGGUAACUGCGUAGACUGCAAUGGCCCAGAGGAGUUCCGUUUGAGCUGCAAAUUUACCAAGGGCUAUGCUGGUAUUUCUGCUCCCGGUGCUUUUCAAGAGUACACCGUCUUAGACGACCGCUUUGCAGUCAAGAUACCCGAUGAACUGAGUUUCGUCAAAGCAGCCCCACUGACCUGUGCUGGCUGCACCAGCUGGCGAGCCAUCAAGAGGGCGGGUGUGAAGCCUGGUGACUGGUUGGGUAUUAUCGGAAGCGGUGGCGGUUUGGGGCAUCUCGCGAUUCAAAUUGCAGUCAAACAAGGGAUCAAUGUGAUUGGAGUUGAAGCAAGAGAUGUUGCCUUGGAGUUAACGAAAAGGGCUGGCGCAUCAGCUGUCGAUGUUAGGCGUGGGACGGAGGCGAUGGUUGAAGAGAUCCGCAAGCAUGUGGGCCCGCAUAGAGUCGAAAAGGGUAAUGACCUAUGUGACGCAUCUAUCGUGCUCAGCGAUGCCGAGUCGGCAAUCCAUACGGGAAUGGCCAUAACGAAGGGACAUGGGCUUGUGGUCGAGGUCGCUCAACCAAAAAGAGUCAGCUUCCCAUUCGAGGAGAUGAUAUUUAGAGACAUCAGGUUAAUGGGCUCAAAUCUCUCCAGUAGGUCAGAACUUGCGGAUCUUGUCAAGUUUGUGACGGAACAUGGUGUGGAAGUGGAGACGAAAGUGUUUUAUGGACUGGAUAGUCUGAACGAAGUGUAUAAAUUGUCCGAGUCCGGAUCAACAGCGGGCAAGAUCGUUGUUGUGAUUGAUAAGCAUCAGGUGUGA